This is a messenger RNA of Dioscorea cayenensis subsp. rotundata (Guinea yam), 2470 nucleotides long. Its product is annotated as WRKY transcription factor SUSIBA2-like. The record is from RefSeq and is a predicted model, not a curated record. The transcript is spliced from 5 exons. Gene Ontology annotation, molecular function: sequence-specific DNA binding; DNA-binding transcription factor activity. Lineage: Eukaryota; Viridiplantae; Streptophyta; Magnoliopsida; Dioscoreales; Dioscoreaceae. The coding region runs from base 215 to 2257 and encodes 680 amino acids. Gene Ontology annotation, biological process: regulation of DNA-templated transcription.
AUCUCCAUCUCUCUCUCUCUCUCGUUGCUUUGCUUUGCGCUCCUUCAUCUCCUCGAUCGCAGUCAAAGCAUCCAAAUCCCGUCAAAGCUCUCUCAUUCCUAAAAAGAAAAGCAAAGCUCUAUUCUUUCCUUCUUUUCCUUUAUUGAAUCCAUUGUUAUCCCAUUUAUUGGCUUCAAUGAGGUCAUAGGCAUGAUAAGGAGGCCCCCUGAUCCCGAUGGGAGGAGUUGCAGAGCAGUGCAGCGCCAUGGCUUCCGAGAAUCGUGGAUCUUGGAAGGCUAAGGUAGCUGGUAGCAUUGCUGAAAGACGGGCCGAGAGGUGCGGGUUCAGUGUCACGCCCAGGCUCAAUACUGUGAGGUUCCGCAGUGUUAGCCCUGUUUCGUCACCGGCUUCACGUUCCCCUUGCUUCCUUACCAUUCCUCCCGGGCUUAGCCCUGCUGCGCUUUUGGAUUCUCCUGUCCUGCUUUCCAGCUCUCAGGCACUGGCAUCUCCAAGCAUUGGAAGACUUCGAUGGUUAUCAGAUGAUAUAGCCCCAGGCAUUCCAUGUCUGCCUAGUGAUGAAAUUCAGGUCCCUUCUUCCAUUUUUGAUGACCAGCUGAUUUCUGCUAAUGCGAACAAUGAAAUUCAGGACACUGUGCACCUGCAUAUUGAAUCUGAUGGUCAGGCCGGAGCAACAGAAGUGAAGAGUUUCACCAAUGAGGAACAUAAUGGCACAAAAGGCUCUGAUACUGUCGCUCUGGAAAGUAAACAUGUCAACCUUCCUACUCAUAUUUGCCCGCCAUUUGAUGGAGUGAAUGUAGAGCCGCAGUUGCCUUCAAAUGGGGAUCAACCAGAUCAUGGUCCUACUUUAGGAAAACAAGCAGAAGAUGGAUAUAACUGGAGAAAGUAUGGGCAGAAACAUGUCAAAGGGAGUGUACAUCCUAGGAGCUACUAUAAAUGCACUCAUCCAAGUUGUCAGGUUAAGAAAAAAGUGGAGCGUUCCCAUGAUGGUCAAAUUACUGAAAUCAUCUACCGGGGUGCACAUAACCAUCCUAAACCGCAGCCUUCUCGUCGAUGUGCAUUUGGAAUGCCAUGUUCAGUUAAUGAGAUGUCAGAUGCUACUAUGGGUUCAAGAUCAUGUACAAUUAUAGACGAGGAACUGACUUUGAGUUCUAGACAAGGUUCUGAAGAUAAAAAUGCUGCAGAAUGGAGUAGUGAUGGUCCAUCAUCUUCAUCCAUUGUUACUGAGCUUUCAGAAACUCUCUCCACUGUCAAAGAGAAACAACCUGAUCUUCUUAAGUUGACUGACGAUCAAGAGAUUCCGUCUACUUUAAACAAGCUGAUUGAUGAAGAAGAUGGUGCUACACAGGGGACAAUGUCACUUGAAGAUGAUGGUGGUGAAGAUGAGACUGAAUCAAAGAGAAUGAAAAUAGGUUCAUUGUUGAUUGAAACCAGUUCAACCUCUCGUGCUGCUCAUGAACAAAAAGUGGUAGUUCAAACCAACAGCGAUGUUGAUAUUCUUGAUGAUGGAUACCGCUGGCGGAAGUAUGGGCAGAAAGUUGUUAAAGGAAAUCCAAAUCCAAGGAGUUAUUACAAAUGCACAAAUCCUGGAUGCUCUGUGAGGAAACAUGUAGAAAGAGCUUCGCAUGAUUUGAAAUCAGUGAUCACAACUUAUGAGGGAAAGCAUAACCAUGAGGUGCCUGUGACAAGGAACAACAGCCAAAUCAACUCCUGUUUUAACAUGCAACCUGCAUCUAAUGCUCAAAACUCAGGAACACCGGCCGGACCGGCCAACUUAUCAAUUGCUGAUUUGCGAGCUGUUCAACGUACUGAGAAGAGACAAGAAUUUGGCUGUGACUUCAAAUCUGGAUACACAGAUAGUAUCAUCGUCAACCAAUUAGCAGGUACUUCUCUCUGUUAUGAUAUGAAAGCACCUACUCUGCAACAAAUGCACUGGGCCUCUUUUGGACUGGAAAUCAACCCCAUGGAGGCCUUUCAUGCAAGUUCUAUUCCGAAUAUUGUCCAAGACUAUCCAGUUUCAACUCCCACCGAACUAUACAGGCCAAACAUUUCAUUGCCCAGCAAUGAUCUGAAUCAAGGAAGUUUCAUCCUAUCAGAGUUACAACCUUUUCUUCGGCACCGAAAUCCCAGAGAGGGUAUUCUCCGAUAUAGGCAGCCUAAACAGGAAGUGAACAAUGACAACUAUAACUCUCCCAUCAAUGCUCCAUCUGAUUCCCUGGCAUUCACUGAUGGACAGUAUUUUGGUGGUCUUCCUUUGUAGCCAGCUUUCUCAUGCUCCUCCUACGUUGAGUUUGCUUUGAUCACAUUUUUUUUUAAGUUAUUCUUGGAUAGGACGAUGUAAGUUUUGAGCCAUACAUAUUGUACACAGCAAUCUCAAUUAUGUGCUGACCAUCUUUUAUCUUUUAUCUUUUUUUUCUCUAUAAUUUCUGUAGACUGUAGCCUGUUAAAUAUAUUGGUGUGGUCUGUGUUAAUG